AUGCCUUGCGAUGACGGUGUUUCCGGAGGUUUCGAAAAUUUGGACGUGGUUGAAAAAGCACUCAUGGAAGCAUCAUGGGACCAGCUUGAACAAAGGUUCCACGCGUGGAGCAGGCGGUUUGAAUUGACCAAGAAACACAUCGCUACGUGGGAAUACCAAGAGUGGACAUCACCACAUCUUAUGUAUCUCAAUUUGCAGCAGCAGUUCUGGAAGAUGAGCAUGACUCUCGAGCUGGACGACGAUUCAGAGCCAGAUCCUCGGACCGUCGAGGCUUACCUCGAUGCUGCGGAAACUUUUGCACAAAAGCUGAUCAUACCGGGCCAGCCUAGCUUCUCCCUCGACGGAGAUUUAAUCUCCAGUCUAUCCUUUGUCAUAUGGUGCUGCUCCGAGUCCCAUCACCGCUACCGCGCACUGAAUAUCCUUCGAGGUCUGAACAGGAGAGAGGGUAUAUGGGACAGCAAAGACCUCACCGAGCUGCACGAGGCAGCACUUGAGAUGGAAAAUCCAAAGGAGUGGUAUAAUAAGAUGAUUCCUGGUGGCGUGCCUGGCUUUAUGGCCGAACUAGCCAAGAGAUCUUCAAAGUACGGGCUGCAUAGGUCUAGGCUAUUGAUGGAGAAUCAUGAUAGUGGGUAUGAUGUCUUGUAUUAA
Fusarium graminearum PH-1 is the source of this 648-nucleotide messenger RNA. RefSeq lists its product as uncharacterized. The coding region runs from base 1 to 648 and encodes 215 amino acids. NCBI's taxonomy places the organism in Eukaryota, Fungi, Ascomycota, Sordariomycetes, Hypocreales, Nectriaceae. The transcript has a single exon. The record is from RefSeq and is a predicted model, not a curated record.